AAGCAGUGGAUGCGGAUACAAGCAUUGCUUUCGAACUGUCAUGGAGAGUACGAUACAUUCGCGUGUAUUAUGUCACUGUGAAGGAAUAACGGGAUUAUAGCCGAGUGCCUUCAUUGGAAUUUGCGAGCAGAGGAGUAAAACAGGGCGGCGAAUAAAGAUAUCGUAAGACGCGUUUGUAAUUGCAGUCCGUUUAUGCGAUCCUUCAGGCAUUAGGACUGACGCUCUUUGGUGGACAGAAUGAAAGAUGCUGCUAGAUUCAAUUCUCGUAAUGCGGACGUAGCUUUGAUGUUUUAGCGAGGGAGGAUUUUUCGUGUCGUUGAUGGACAGGCAUAUGAACGAGUAGAAUACCACUGAAGUUCCCUCGGCCAUUAGCCCUGGAAAUUGCAGCCGCCGAAACGAACCAUACUCUGGAGUAAAUCCUGGUGCCGGCAGUGCUGUUUGGCAAGCGGCUCUCCAAACAGGACAAAAAAAGCCAGGACUACUCAGCCACUAGAGGAAUACUGUAUUCAUUUUGUUCCACGUCCAGUUACAAUGCUGGUACCUAUCAGUGUCUGAAGGGACAACCCGGGCGUGGGAUUUACCUGGCCAGGGGUGACACGUACUCGAAGCUUCCGCCAACAGUGCACGAAUUGUCAAAAAGAUUUCGUAGUGAUCGCUUUAAAUUCUGUUGAACCACGCAAAAGGAGUUCCUUGGCAAAAACGUUUCUUCGUAACUUAAUCACCUGCAUUAUUUCUACAAACUACUUCAAAGGGCUUUCUCCUUGUUUCAUGUACAUGUAUAUACGUGUUGUUGUAUGAACCCAUUUCCCAUGUUUUCAACGGAUUCGAACCGUGAUAACCAUCUCGAAAUCAACAUGAAGUCCUUCAGUGCCAUACAGCAGCCGCGACCAUACAGGACGUACGUGAUCUUGCUGCUCGCUGUGAUCUUGGGGAACUUUCUCGCCGUUGUGGUUUACCGGUACGAUUUCCAACAUCCCUUGCUCUCGCUCGCUAUGACCCCAAGCAUUCAGCGGACACCGAAGUUCCGGGCAGUGAGGCGGACUAAUUUGAGUUUCGCGGACCUGAUUACUACGACACUCCCGCGGACUAGUGUUCGGCCCUCUGUCACGGGAAAAGUGGAGAGCGCGACAGAGAAGUUAAGGACCAGUCCGUCGAGUAUAGGAGAGUUGUUGACAAGGUCAAUAGCAACGAAAGCGAAACAAAACAGUAAAUAUGCUAUCGUUUCCACUUCUAUAACAAAGAUAUUGGAUUUAAAAACAACGCAACAUUCCAUUUUGCGAAAUGAGACGAGUCUGUCGCCGUUGGAGUUGGCUGCUGUAAAACUGUGGUACGGGAGCCAGUCGUUUAAGGUUCCCGCGAUUCCGAGCUACCCCGGUCUGAUCAGUGCCCCAGGCUCAUUUAAGGUCAGCAUCACCCCAGAGGAGAAGAGGAGGAUGAUGGAGCUACUGCGAACAUUCCAUAAGUUGAUGAGGAAACAUAACAUCACAUACAUGCUGUAUGGAGGAACCUUGAUCGGUGCUUACAGGCACCACGGUAUGGUCCCGUGGGAUGACGACAUUGACGUGUGGGUCAACUUCAAGCAGCGUGACCUUCUACUGGAAGCACUGAAGACGGCCGGCAAGGAAUACAACUACUGGUCCACAUCCGGGUCUUUUCAAUGGAAGUUUUACCUCGCUAGUUCCACGCCCAUCCGUCACAAGGAGUGGCGCUGGCCGUUCAUAGAUAUAUUUUUCUACGUGACAAACGCCACACACAUCUGGGACCAUAACCCUGGGUGUUGUAGAAGUAUGCUAUCCUUAAAAAAAGAUGUCUUCCCAUUGCGUCAGAUACCAUAUGAAGGCUGGACUUUCCCCGGGCCUUGUAACGCUGAACAUAUCGUAACAAACGCCAUAGGAGAUUUAAAAGUGUGCCAGUCGACUUGGUACGACCACAAAAGAGAGCUAUCCCGGACUAAAUACCCCCUGCAGAGCAUCAACUGCUCGAAACUGUUUCCAUAUUUUCCGUUUGUUUUCAGAAGUCCGAGAGGUAACUUGGUAAAAGAGUCAUUAAUGAUUGGUUAUAAACCCGUUAAUACCAUACUGCGGCCAAAGUACUGUAACAGCGAGUCUUGAUGAUGUAUUAUGAAUGCAUGGUGAUACAUCGGCUUACCUACAAGACGGAUACGUCCGUGAAUUUACUUAUCUUGCAAAAAAAACAUAUUAGACAUAUCGACUUUUUUGCAGCAGUACUACUAGUAGUUCAUACGAUUAUGCUUUGAAUUCUAAUCGUCGUAGAAAACUCACCAUAGUGUCAUUCUUAAUAAAUUGGGUGUUGGAAGGUUUUUUCUGGAAAACUAUGUUUGCGUGUAUACGUAUGUACAUUGCAUUUUCAUUCCGCGGAUUAUUUCUCAGAAAGAUUUUUCCCAGCACAAAUCAAUGUUUCAAAAAGUGUUUGAAUUUCUCACGUUUCUCAAAAGAAAUAAAAGAAUCGUCAAAUUUCUCCCAAUUUUUUCAAAUUUCAAAUUUCAAAUUUCAACAUUUUGUCAUAGCAUGCGUUCGUACUAUUUGACAAUUUAAAUAUUGGAUGUUUUUAGAUCUUUCAAAUGUUACCGUUACAGGCAUUUCCUAUAUAGCAUUCCGCGACGUUACUAUUUAUAGCUCACAAGGUCAUUUGAAUAAGAUAUUGAUGACGUUUUAGUCACGUGACUGUCGGACAUCGCCACUUAUUUCUACGCAUUUGAGCUUAUUUCAAAGUCAAUUAUCUUUGACCCUGCAUAGUUUUUAGCAUGAAUGAUACCAUAGAGUCAGAGAGAGAAAUAUUCAGAACAAUUAUGUAGUAUUUCCAACACUCGGACAUGUGCCAGACUGAAUCUAACUGCCCUAGUUAGAAAGCCUGAAUCCAUUACGAAACCGCAUGUUUGUCCGACAUUGCCUGUAAUUCAGCGAUGGGGAAAUAGAGGGAAGCAGCUGCAGUGACCUCAUCAUCGCGGAAUGCUAUUCCACUACCAUUGGGUGGAGGACAAGGAAACUGUUCUCAAAAGUUACCAGCGUUCGUUACGUUUACUUGUUCUUGCCGGUGUAGGUGUGGACCUCAUGUUUGUCCGACAUUGCCUGUAAUUCAGCGAUGGGGAAAUAGAGGGCAGCAGCUGCAGUUUAAAUUAACCAUCCAGCAGUACAGAGUAAAGAUACGUCUCAGGCAGCGAUUAUAUAGAGUUCACGUUUUCACAUGUCACAUAUCAUGUAACUGUUUACCUUUCAUAGAAAACAUGAAGAACGAACAAGUCAUUUCCAAAGAGCGGCUACAUACGGUUCACGAUGUACUUUUCACCCUCACCUCGUGUUGUUCAAUCCUGACUCCUGACUUAGGCUCAUACUGCAGGCUGGUGCUGCCGUUAGGUUUUACUGUCCUUAACAUUUUCUUUGGGAAAGGGAGGUUUUGCAAAAUACGAAGUCCGAAUUUUUUCGACUUCGCAGAAAAUUACAAGGUUCAAUCCCUGACAAUCUACGAAAUUUGAAGUACAUAGUCUUUUCGUCGGACGUAGACACGUACCAACCUAAACUUCUUCAUUUUCACCUCGUUUGUUCAGUAGAACCUCUCUAUUAAGGACACCACACAACCUCUCUAACAAGGCGUCUCUGCUCUGCCCGAGAUGGUGGUUACACCGCCUUCACGGCUUCACCGCCUCUUUCUCCUCCGCAAUGGUGCUCACCACAACUGCUGCUCUCUUUACGAGGUCGGACCUGAUGACCGAGCACUUGAUAUUCUCGGUAAAUUCUCGGCUAAUCACGGUAAAUUCUGGAAAAUCUCCAUAUAAGUUCAAUUUGGCAAUAUUUGUUAAAAGAAGUUACAAGUUUUCGGGUCGGGUAUUGGUCUAUUGUAAAACUAUAAACAUGCACGCGGUUUUUUUUGUCAUGU
Lineus longissimus is the source of this 3894-nucleotide messenger RNA. RefSeq lists its product as uncharacterized. The record is from RefSeq and is a predicted model, not a curated record. The coding region runs from base 795 to 2111 and encodes 438 amino acids. NCBI's taxonomy places the organism in Eukaryota, Metazoa, Nemertea, Pilidiophora, Heteronemertea, Lineidae. The transcript has 4 exons.